CGUGGGUAUUUUCAAAGUAAACAAAUAUUCGCCUUGAAAAAACAAACCAUUCCUUUUUUUAAUGCUUUCUUUUAAAAAAGUACUAAACGAACUAAAUGUCGAAGUCUAAACAAGAAAUUUAUCCUCCCAUUGUGUAUUAAAACUUCUAACUUAUCGGAGGGACAUAAUACACUGCGGAAUGCUACAAUCAAAAGAUCACACACAAAUUAAAUGCGGACUGCCUGCUGAACACUGUUUUGCACUUGUAAGAAUAUGACUUAGCAUUUCUAUAACAGUAUUUAUGUUUCUAAAAGACGGCUUAAAUACAAACUUGUCACUGCUUAAAACUACGUGAAAUGAUUAAUAAUGAAGUUGUUGUCAUAUCAAGAUUUUAUUUAUUCAAUUAACUUUGACAUCUGGUGGUGAAACCUAAAUCAAGCAUUCGUCUGUUUUUAUAUAAUUUUAAAAUGGCAAAGUGGAAUACUAGUAGUCUUGAAAUUAAAACACGAUCAGUGGAGAAGGUAUUAGUUCCCUUAGUUGCUCAGGUUGGUGUCUUAGUAAACAAUGGAUUUAAUGAAAUUGAAGGCAAAACAAGAAGGUUUCUCAGUGAUAUGCUGCCCAACUUGGAGUUGGCAGUUUGUAAAUUUACCAGCAUUGGUCAUGAAAUGGGAAACAUGAAUCAUGAUAUUAGGGAUGAAAUGUCAGAUGCUUGUGAUGUUACAAAUAAAGCAUGCAGUACAAUAGUGUCUGUUUUAAAUACUGACAGUGAUAGUAAAAUUGAUAAGAAAUCACUUGCCGAAUCUGCUCGUUUAUUAUUAUCUGCUAUUACCAGGAUACUAAUUCUCUCAGACAAAACAGCUGUCAAGAAGAUGGUGUUAUCUGCAGAUAAGGUUGACAGACGUUUGUGCGAAUUGGAAAAUGUGUCUAAUUUUACAGAGUUUGUAAAUGCAUUUAGUCAAUUUGGAGGUGACAUGGUUGAACUGGCAUAUGUAUCAGGUGAACGUCAAAAUGAUCUCAAAAAUGAUUUACAAAGGGCUGAAGUUUGUGGAUCACGAGCUAUCUUAGAAAAGUCAACCAUGAUGCUUUUGACAACUUGUAAAUCCUGUUUACGACAUCCAGACUCGCCGCUAGCCUUGGGUAACAGAAAUGCAGUUUUUAGAAGUAUGAGAAAUGCUAUGAAGAUUCUGAAAGCUGUAAUCCAAGACAACCAGUAUCCUGAUUCGAACAUCAGUCAUGGAAUGUAUUUGUAUUUGAAAGAGAUACAGAAUGGUAUAAGAAGUCUUUCCAACACUCAGGGAACUUCAAAAUCAACAGAUGUGUUAUUAGAACAAAUAGAGAAUUUUGCUGCCAUCAUGGACGAUGUUAUCAGUAUUCAACAGAUUGACUUACAGCUUACUGCAAAUAUUAAGGAACUGCAACAAAAUCUUCGAAAUGUUUGUGCAAAUGAAAAGGUUGCUAGGGACAAAGGAGAAUUCAUUCAAGUGUUAAAUAAGAUAAAAGACGCUGGUCAACAAAUAGUUGAUGAGUUGACAAAAACAAGUGUGCAACAAGUGAAUGACGUUUUUACUGAUCCAUCUUACAAAGCGAUGUUGCAAGAGUUAAAGAAAGCUUCCCUGUCUGGUGACCUGCAAAAAGUGGAAGAAAUUGGUGACACGUUGGAAAAAGAGUUACUAACGAUUGUGCAGGUUUCAAAGUUGGUGAAGAACACAAGUGAUAGUGAAGCAUGUAUAAUAACCGCUUCAAAAAUAGAAGAAAAUUUAAUCUCCUUACUCCCUCAGUUGAUUGAUGCUAGCAAGAUGUUAGCUGCUCAUCCUUCAAGUAAGAUAACACAAGAAAACUUAGAGGUGUUCAUCGAUGUAUGGGACACACAAGUUGAUGAACUGUCUACUUUGAUGAGAAAUAUUACACAGACUGCUGAAUCUAAUGAAAGUGCUGAAUGGCUUUCUGUAUAUAUUCCAAUGGCAUCAAAACUAAAAUCGUAGAUUGUUACCAGAAACGAGUAUAAUUUAUAUAAAUUUAUGUAAAUGUAUGCACUGUAAGUAUAAUAGCUCACUCUCCUUUCACUGGAUUUAAUUUAGUCAUUAACAGCACUCCUAACUAUUAUCAAAUAGCACGUAACCGAUAUAACCAAUUUCCGAUAUACACGUGUUUUCUUUAUAAGCAGCUAUUUCUUGGUCUGCAAAAGUCGUAGCAACUUUAGCAUAAACAAUAUUGGACACCAGCAACAACUUUGGUUUUCGAAGUUGGUUUUGAAAAAUUAUUAUGGCAGACUUGCAUUGCUUUUGACAUCGUCAUGUAGCUUCUUUUUGUAUCCGCUAAAAUAAUCAGUUGCACUAAUUUAUGGAACUCUCUCCUCUUUCCGUGAUUAUAAACCCCAUAAUUCUUGUCUUGGUAUGUAGGUAAAAAUUUGACAUUAAAUAAAACAAUUGCGCGUGUCCGCUAAUUUUUAGUAGAGUUGAUGAUAAUUUUGCAAUUUUUGCGUGUCUGCUAAUUUUUAGUAGAGUUGAUGAUAAUUUUGCAAUUUUUGCGUGUCCGCUAAUUUUUAGUAGAGUUGAUGAUAAUUUUGCAAUUUUUUGUCACUUUCUACUGAUCAAGAUUUCAUUUUUAACAACUUAGGUACUAGGUCAAAACUUUAGUUGCUUAUAAAAAAAAAUGCGUGUGUGUUGAGAUCAUCCUUUAUUUUCAAUUUUUAUCGCUGAAAAUCUCACUUUCUCUUCUUUACGCUUAUUUUAUCCGGCAUUAUCCUUUUUUCUAGUUCUUCACUAUUGCACUUUUAACUAGAAAUCUAAAAAUCAUUGGCCAAAAAUAUGUCGACGAUAUUUACUCACGACCACAUAAUCCGUGCCCGUUUGAGUAUGAAGAGAUGCCGCCUUUUUUCUAGGAUUAUUCCCCGAUAAAUAUAAAAGGGCAUCACAUUUAUUUUUCAGAUCAUUCCCUGAUAUAUCAUUUACGUUUUGUUUUUAUAGACAACUAACCGUUGAUUGGCUAAUUACAUAAUGAACUAGGAACUAACCACGUGAUUGACAAGUGAUAGACUAACCAAUUACAAUUUUAUGACGCGUUGAGGGAUGUAAUUUAUAUAUUUAUUUUUAUUUAUUUUUUGUAUUUAAGACCAGACAGAAAAUAUUAUGUCAUCAGUUUUAACUGCAAGCUUUCGGGUCUGGUUUUUGUAUUGCUGAGCUCCCUUUACUCUUUUAAAGCAACGUUUUGUACAGUAUAAACUAACGGUACUUUUAUUUGUCAUCCUUGAUUCACUAAUGAACACUUUGUUUUAUGGUGACUACAGAUCCGUACAUUCCGAAAUUUUGAAUUUUUUAGUCGUCAAUUUAGAAAAUUUCCAGAAAGGCCUUGCAUGUGAAAAUUUUAACUAAAAUAGAAACGAUAUACCAAAAAAUUCAAAUUUUUUGAUAUUAUAUAUUUUUGUUGUCCCGUGAGUUAAAACUGGGGUGCCUCGACAUUUGGAAUUUUAGAGACAAAUUUUGUCAAAUUCUUUAAAACUCGAACUUUUUGCCACUAAACUUUGCAUUUAAGUUAACGAAACUUGAUUGUGCUUUACACGAGUUAUCUCCUUAGGCAUGCUCAUACCAGAUACUUCGCAACUUACUCAUACCUAAUACUCGAUAACGUAUCGUUACUGAUACGAAAUACUCGAUAGCUUAUCAUUAUUUACACCAAAUACUUCAAAUAACGUCCCUUCUUCUUUCACUAGCCACCCAAGGUAAGGCCAUAUCGUUUUUAUUAUUUAAAGCCCUCGAGAAGUAGAGAUAUGAAGAUGCGAUUGAUCUUGUAGUGUUUUUUAAAUCUUAUUCAUGAUGUAUUUCUAAGCAGGUUUUAAAUAGUUUUGUAUUUUAAGCUUUUUGUACAUAUUUUUAACAAUUUUUAGGCUUUGUGGCUUCGCUCUGUAUUCGCGUGUUUUUAAUUUAGUUUUAUGUAUCAAUAAAUUGUGUUUUCUCUUG
Messenger RNA from Hydractinia symbiolongicarpus, 3935 nucleotides. RefSeq names its product alpha-catulin-like. Gene Ontology annotation, molecular function: actin filament binding; cadherin binding. Gene Ontology annotation, biological process: Rho protein signal transduction; cell adhesion. Bases 447 to 1961 code for a protein of 504 amino acids. The record is from RefSeq and is a predicted model, not a curated record. The transcript has 12 exons. NCBI's taxonomy places the organism in Eukaryota, Metazoa, Cnidaria, Hydrozoa, Anthoathecata, Hydractiniidae.